CACGGACGCUUCCCACUUUCCUUCCAGGAGACGAGCUGUGGCGCUGCUGCUGCUGCUGCGGGACUGAAAGCUUUCCGUGCGUCCUCAUGGCACACAACUAGCAGGCUAAACUGCGCUCUGCUCGUUUCGAUUUUUAUUAUUUUUUUGUUAUUUAAUUUUUUUUCAAUCGCUCCCUCAUUGUAUGGAAAGUGCUCCUGGAUGGACCUGGGUGAAAACAGCUGGUCCAUGGUGAAGCGAGAAGUUUCCAGCAGCCCAGGCUCGCCGGCGGAGCACACCUACCUGCCGGGUGACAGGAGGGACACGUCUGUGGAGCUCAGGACGCCUCCGGGCGAGCUGGACGCGCUGGGCCCCCGGCGCGCGGACGGCAGGUCGCUGCACUCCUACCUCCACUUCGGACACGCGCACGGAGGCACCCUGAGCGCCGCGGAGGACCUCCCGCUCUUCACGGACCUAGAUCAGGGGAGCAAACUCGUCCUCUCCGCGGGAGCGCACAAGGCGGCGAGCCUGCUGGUGGACCCCACAGACAUGUACCAGACUCUGGCCAUCGCCGCCGCGCAAAGCCAGACGGGAUAUGAUUCCUCCUCGGCGGGCUACAUGCACUCCAACCCCAACUCCCCGGUGUACGUCCCCAGCUCCCGGGUCAACCCCAUGAUCUCCAGCCUCCCGUACCUGCAGGCCGGCGGCUCUGCGCAGCCCGGACACGCCGUCUCCAGCCACUCGGUGUGGUCGCAGUCCGCCCCGGAGAGCCCCUCAUACAGCGCCGGGAGCCCACACACAUCCAGCCGCUUCCACUACCCCCCCAGCCCCCCCAUGAACAACGGAACAGUCAGGGACGGCAGCUACAGUAACACGCUGAAUGUGAGCAGCAGGGACCAGUACGGGCUCUCCCGCCCGCUCAGUGGGACCUACGCGAGCCCGUACUCCCCUUAUGUCACCCCCCAGCUGCCCUCGCCUUGGACUGGGGGGGCUUUUGACAACACGAUGCUGCACACCUUGCAGAGCAGAAGCGCGCCCUUGAUCAGAGGACCGAAUGGGGUUUCAGACAUCCUGGAUGACAUGGCGGAGAGCAGGGAGUGCGUGAACUGCGGCUCCAUCUCCACGCCGCUGUGGAGGCGAGACGGCACGGGCCACUUUCUCUGCAACGCCUGCGGCCUUUACAGCAAAAUGAAUGGCCUGAGCCGGCCAUUAAUUAAACCUCAGAAGCGCACGUCGACCUCCAGACGGAUCGGCCUCUCCUGCGCAAACUGCCAGACCAGCACAACCACCUUGUGGCGCAGAAACGCGGAGGGGGAGCCGGUGUGCAACGCAUGUGGGCUCUACACGAAACUGCACGGGGUACCUCGGCCCCUCGCCAUGAAGAAAGAGGGAAUCCAGACGAGAAAAAGGAAACCCAAAACUUUGAAUAAAACCAAAGGAUCCUCUGGCAAUAACAGCUCUGUGUCCAUGACUCCCACAUCCACCUCUUCAUCCAACUCUGAAGACUGCUCCAAAACCAGUUCUCCUUCUGCACAAGCAUCAGGGGUCAGCUCAUCUGUGCUCUCCAGCUCGGGGGAGGGAACGAGCUCGGGCCCAGCGGUGAAGUUCCCGGGACAGGACAGCCUGUACACCAGCGUGAGUCUGACCCAGAAUUCAGAUGUAGCUUCGGUGAGGGGCGAACCCUGGUGCCCCAUGGCCUUGGCUUAAAAAGUUUUUCUCAGGGUGGACAGAACUCCCUGCCCCCCACCCAAUCCUCGCUCUUCCCUCUGUCUGGAUGCUGGAUAAGUGUGGAUGUAUCCGGGGACACUAUUUGCACCCCCAGCCCCCCACCCCCCAAAAGGGUGAGAUGAUCAUCACCCUGCAUGAAAACAUGGAAUAUCUGGGAUUAUGCUCCAGAGUGGUGCUGGAAGAACACAAGGCCUGAUGGAUGGGACCCGUCGUGGACUCUGAUGUCUCCCAUCAAUGUUAAAAACCUGAUCUGGGUUCUGUGCCACAAAAGCCAUGAAGGAGUUCCUCUCUGAGAAACAACAACAACCAAAAAAAAAAAAAAAACUUGGACAUCAGUGCUUCAUGAAGCACUUUGGACAUUUGGUCUUUUUUUUUUUUUUGUCCCCCCACAACUGGAAUCACGCCAUAAAACAUCUGUAAUGAAUCAGAAGUAAAAUAUAUUUAUAAAUCUUCCAAUGUUGAGAACGUGAUUGUUAAUAAAGAUAUCAAACAUAGGGUAGAAGUUGAACCAUUUUAAUGUCCUCUGUGCGUGUCCCCCUUCCCUUUUGAAAAGCGGUUGUUCGUAGUAAAGCAGUGGCAAAUCGGCACGUUUUCCACUAAAAGCUCUUACUGCAAACGACUGAAACAAGUUUGGUUUAAACAGGGUAUAAAUGUCACAAAGUGUUGUUUUUGUUUUAAUCAUUUACUGAAAAAAAAGGCAAAUUAUUGAUUUUUUUUCUGACUCGUUUCUUUUUUUUUAAUAUGAGAAGACAGGGUCAGCUCGUCUGUGAGGUACUUUUCAUUAAAAGCAUGUUUUAUUUUGAACAAAGCUCAACCGGAACAGUUUAUUUUUUACUCAUGUUUCUGGUCCAACACAUAAACUGCUGCACUACCUGACUCGAUCUAAACUUUAUACGUUCUCUCUCCAUCGUUUUUGUUUUAAAUUAGAACAAAGUGGAGAGAAAGCUCACCUCUGAAUAAACCAUGUGACUGUGCGGAUGAUCGCUUUCAUGAUUCAAUGUGUUUCUUUACACGACUCUGUCAAAACAAAAAGAUGCAUAUUGAUUUAAUUUGUUCAAAAAAAAAAAAACAA
Messenger RNA from Nematolebias whitei (Rio pearlfish), 2776 nucleotides. It is a transcript of the gene gata6, whose product is annotated as GATA binding protein 6. Gene Ontology annotation, molecular function: DNA-binding transcription factor activity, RNA polymerase II-specific; RNA polymerase II cis-regulatory region sequence-specific DNA binding; zinc ion binding. The record is from RefSeq and is a predicted model, not a curated record. Gene Ontology annotation, biological process: cell fate commitment; positive regulation of transcription by RNA polymerase II; negative regulation of transcription by RNA polymerase II. Bases 199 to 1683 code for a protein of 494 amino acids. Gene Ontology annotation, cellular component: nucleus. The transcript has 7 exons. NCBI's taxonomy places the organism in Eukaryota, Metazoa, Chordata, Actinopteri, Cyprinodontiformes, Rivulidae.